UUUGAGUAUUUACAGCUGAGAGGCUACACUGCUCUUUGUUUCUGUACUUCAAGUGUUGAGGGCUUUGUGCUGGGUGAAGGAAUAUUUCCAAGUGUGCUUCUACCCUGGAGUGGCAGAAACAUGAUUAUCACUGUUUGUUUUUUUUCCUAACCACCACUCUUCUUUGAACAGUUUUCAGGAGAUUCCGAUGCAGGAAAAGCUAUCUCAGUCUGGUGGCUGAGCUGAGAGCUCAGGCACAGCGGCAACAGGAGGAGGCAGAAAGGGAAAGAUGUCAACAACUGGCAAUGGAAGCAGAAGCCCAGAAACGAAUCUCCUUCCCAGUCCCCGUGCCACGGAAGAGACGCCCUCUGCCUUGUCCCCGUCCCCAGACUGCACCUGACACGCUAUCGCAGCCACCCGUGCCACGGCCACGCAGCAAGCUAACAGAGUUUACUCCUUUUGAUAACUUCCUGCACCUAUCUGGGCCUCGCCCUGUUAUGGGGACAAAGGAGCAGACAGGAGAAGAGGCGAAAAUGAAACAACUCAAGAGAGGAGCAACUCUCCGCUGGUUCAGAGAGACACAAGCCCAGAAAGUCAUGCAGGACGAUGGGGCUUUUCCAAGCUGGCUAUAUGGGAUGAUCAGCCGAAGGGAAGCUGAAAACUUGCUGAUUGCCAAGCCUUUGGGUUGCUUCCUUGUUCGGAUCAGCCAGAGCCGACCAGGCUACACCCUGACGUACAGAGGUGAAGGCCGCUGCAGGCACUACAUGAUAGAGAUGCAGCCCAAUGCACGCUAUGUGAUCCUGGGGGAAGACCGGGCCCAUACCUCACUCACUGAACUGGUGCGGUAUCACCAGACUGUGGGCAUUCAGCCCUUCAUGGAGAUACUGACUGUUCCCUGUGGGCAGAAAAGCAGUGAGAGUCUGGAUUAUGAAGACCUGGAGUGCCUCACACUGACACACUCCACAAGCACAGAGGAGAGCCUUCCCAAGGAGCAGCCUUGUCCUCCAGGACCUCCCACUGGCAAGUCCACUCUGCAGGCAGAAGCAGCUACGAUUCUCAGACCCCUGUGGUUCAGGAGGACAAAGAAUUACGAAGAGCAACAGAGCCUGGACAAAGGCAGAGAAAAGCAAAAGUUAAGCAAGGAGGGAGACAACCAGCGGGCUUUUCCUCGCCUUCAUUCUUCCAUACGCAUGGCAAUGCAAGAAAUCCAGAAGUCCUCUUCUGCUUCCUUGAAUGGCUUUAGCUGCAGUAAAGCCCUCCACGUUGAGGAUGCACAGCCCAAGUGACAAGGUCAGAGUGGCUCAGCCAUAUGCUCCUCCAGUGUUGCUGGGCCUUGCACAGCUGGGUGAAUAUAUGCAGACAUACAGCAGCCUUUUUUAUUACACAUUUUUUGCUGCACUCAGCUGGGACUUUACCUUUGGACAGGACUCCUGCAGAAGUGAAUGUUCUUCAACACUUGGAUGGUCUCAGUGGCUGAGACUGCAGCACAUGGACCAUCCUGUCAAAGGGGAUAAGAUGGGAACAGUCACACUCUGCCCGGAUUCGCAGUGCCUGACGGCCUGUGUGUCAUUACUUUAACAUGCCUGGAGACCCCCUCACCUGUUAACAAUCACAAACUGGAUACUGCAAUAAUGUGUUCACUCACAGCUACCUCUACUGAUUUCCUACCUGUUUCUGUUCAGGUAUUCCCUGUUUUCUUUUAUGGUUCUAUCUAUCUGCUGCCCUGGGUGCUAAGGGAAGCUGGGCUUGAGUGGUAAGGAAUGAAAGUGCUGUGUCCAUUUUGUUGAAUGCAGCAGUAUUUGAACAUGAACUGACACGAGACCAGAUGUAUGUGCACAUGGAAUUUCCUGCCCAGUGUCAUCCUGGCUUGCUGCCUCCCAUCCCUCCACCAGAGCUCAAGUGAGCUUUUCUUCUUCAUCUGCAAGCAUGGGAAGCAUCGCGAGUUUGGGCUGCAGAAUAUGCUUCUGUACACUGAGGGGAAAGAGCUUGGGAAGAUGUUAAGGCAAUGCUACUUGAUAUGUGUUUUCUACCUUUUAAAAAAAUCUCUUAAUGUUUUUACAAAAA
Meleagris gallopavo (turkey) is the source of this 2043-nucleotide messenger RNA. The record is from RefSeq and is a predicted model, not a curated record. NCBI's taxonomy places the organism in Eukaryota, Metazoa, Chordata, Aves, Galliformes, Phasianidae.